Rhinichthys klamathensis goyatoka is the source of this 1068-nucleotide messenger RNA. RefSeq lists its product as uncharacterized. Lineage: Eukaryota; Metazoa; Chordata; Actinopteri; Cypriniformes; Leuciscidae. The transcript has 4 exons. The record is from RefSeq and is a predicted model, not a curated record. Bases 40 to 831 code for a protein of 263 amino acids.
UUCUUGUUGUAGCGAAUACUGUGAGAGGAGUUUGAAAAGAUGAAUUGUGACCAUGACGAGGAACAUGGCCAGUCACCAAUUGGAUCAAAAUCCAGCUUUCGUGAAGAUGACCCGCAAGUUCAUUCCGUUCCAAGUGUAUCAACUUUUCAAAACUCUGAGUCAUCUGACAAAAAAGACUUGAAAUCUACAAGAACGUGUCUAAAGGAUAAUGAACUCUCACCAACAGAUGAACUUUCUAGGAAGGAAAACUCAUGUCUUAUUUCUCCUCUUAGUAAAACGAAACCACUAGCAUUUGACGUGCAUAUCAAAGAAGUCCCAGCAGAUGUGAAAAAGCCACUUCAAGACGCACCUGGCAGAGACAUCAGUGAUGCUUUUCCUGUCUGCGUUCAGCUACCCGCAAACCACCUCAAAAACUCACAUAUCACCGCUUUUAAAGCAACACAACGUCAUCGCAAAAUCAGCCACUCCUCCACCUCCACAUCGAAAAGUCGUCUGAGCCUGAAAGCCCCUGCUGAAGACCUGUGUGCAUCCUUUCUGUUAGCGUGUUUGUUCUGCAAGUUUUGGGAUUGCUUGCUGGCCGUUGGUGAUGGUUGUCAAUUCUGCGUGGCCUCAAUCUGCACAUCCUUCUGCUCUCCAGCAUGUUGCUGCAACCCUUCCUCUCUGGAGGACUUCAUAGAUUUUUGCCAAUGUUGCAGCUGUGCCGAGUACGUGGAGGCGUGCGGCUGCAGUUGUGGAGAAAACACCUUCGACUGCUCCAUGUGCGACGUCUGUCUACAGACGGCCGAGUGUCUGGAGCUCGGCAUGGAACUCUCUCAGCUUCUGUUUCACUAGCUGCACACACAGUCUCACUGUCAUUCAUUUAUAUACUGGUCAUGACUAUCAGAUAAGGCUGGAAUGGAAUGUGCUGAUUUCACAAGCAUGUAAAUCUGCUGGUUGAUUGUGGCUAUGAUACUGCACGGCUGCAUUUGAUACUGCAUUUUCACACCUGAACUACAAUAUAUCAAAAUAUUCAAGUUUUUGUCCAGCUUAUUGCAAUUUGAGAGUAAACAUAAUUGGUCAAAUAAACUG